GACCCAGACACAGGCACUCAAGUUAUUAUUUAUCAUUUAUAAAGCAACUAUAUGAAAGCAGAGGCUUUCUUGCACUACAGAAGGAGGAAAGCGGACAAUUUCAUUGAGCUUUGAGUGUGUGCACUAUUAGAAAAUGGCUUCUCGGGGGUUCUUCAGAUAGUUAAGUGGGUUUUUUUUUUUGUUAAUUUUAGUGUGUUAGAUGAACUGGUGCCAAAAAAAAAUACAGCCAUUAACUGAACAUGCUCAUGUUCCCGGUACAUAAAUGGGGUUAAUGGACUUGUAUAACAUUAAAAAAAAAAAACAAGGUAAGGUUACAUGGCUGAUUAGGGUGGAAAGUGAAGAUGGGGAACUCUGUGGCCAGUUUUGGUAAAUUAAACCACAGACCUAGAUUCUUAGUAAUUGCCAGUGGUACAAGGGUUCCUUAUGGCGUAUAUAAAAUGGUAAAAAGAAGGGAAAAAAAAGAUAGACAUUAAUAUAAACAUUAGCAUAAAAGAAUAUAAACAUUAUCAUAAGCGAUCUGAUAAAAUACCAUUCAGCUGAGAUAUUGCACAUGUGAAGAGUAAAGGAAGAAUAAAAGUUAAGCUGAAAUAAUAUGGAAGUAUUGCACAUUGUCUUCUGUACAGAUUUGUGUUUGGAAAUAUAAAUAAAUAAAAUAAAGGUAGAAGUGAAAUGGGAAAGUGGUUAGGAAUAAUUGUAAUAGUCUCAAUCAACGUUUCGUUUUAAUUGUAACUUUCACUAAAGGGUUAUUUUAGCACGAAUGGACAUCAUAACCUACAUUUAUUUUAUUACGUUAAUUAAAAAACGCGUUGUUUUUUGUUUUUUUUUGUUUUGUUUUGUUUUUGCUCAACGGUCGCAUUUUGCGCGGGAAUUAACCGCUCGUUCCCCCCUGUUUUAAAUUCGAUUCCUCCAAAAGCUCAUUAAUAUUCAAAUGUUUCAAAAAAAAAAAAAAAAAGUGCCGACGUCUGAUUGGUGUUCGAGUCAAAACACUGCCGACGAGAACGACGUCAUUGGACAGAGCGUGUGGAGUGGGGGCGUGGCUAUAAACGUAAACACAAACUUAUUAAAACAACAACAAAGCCCGACGAUACGCACACGUACGCAGCCUGACUGACGCAGUAGGAGCUGUGCUGAGGAACCAGAGUAUAGAGGAGGUUUAAACAUGGAUAUUCAGUCCUGAGAGGUUUAUAACUGACUCCUCUGCUUUUUGCUGUUUGACUUUUUUAAUCAUUACUCGGUGAAAAACAUGUUGGAUAAACGUGUCGUGGAUUCACGUCGAGACCAAGCAGAAGACGUGAGAGGAAAAUCCGUUUCGACUAAGGAGUGUUUUGAGAAGCAGUACAAGUUAGGAGCUCUGCUGGGAAGCGGUGGGUUCGGCUCUGUGUUCUCAGGACAGAGAAUCUCUGAUGGUUUACAGGUCGCUAUCAAACAAGUGUGUCAUGAUAGAGUGCAGCAGUGGGCAGGACUGGCUGGUGAAUCGAAUCCGGUCCCCAUGGAAGUGGCGCUCCUGCUGCAGCUCGGGGGUUCGGGUCACCCCGGCAUCAUCCGCAUGCUCGAUUGGUUCGAGGUUCCUGAUCGGGGUUUUUUUAUCGUGUUCGAGAGACCACAGCCGUGCCAGGACCUGUUCGACUUCAUCACCGAACGUGGCGCCAUAGAUGAACCACUUGCACGAAGGUUUUUAAAGCAGGUGGUUGAAGCGGUUCAGUUUUGCCACUCGAGAGGAAUCGUCCAUCGAGACAUCAAAGACGAGAACAUUCUAGUGGACACGCGUACCGGAGAUGUCAAGAUCAUCGACUUUGGAUCUGGGGCUCUUUUGAAGGACACGGCCUACACAGACUUUGAAGGAACCAGAGUUUACAGCCCACCUGAAUGGAUCCUGCAUCAACGCUACGAAGCACUUCCGCUCACCGUCUGGUCUCUGGGCGUCCUGCUGUUUGACAUGGUUUGUGGAGACAUUCCCUUUGAGAGAGACAGAGACAUUGUCCAGGCUACGCCCGGUUUCACUAAGCGUGUUUCUAAAGAAUGUCAUACUCUCAUUCGCUGGUGCCUCUCAUACCGCCCAGAGGAUCGUCCAAGCCUAGAGCAGAUUUUGCUCCAUCCCUGGAUGAUGGAGAGCACAGAAGACAUCGGGGACCUGCAGGAUGUCAGCAACAUCACACCGAGCCUUUAAUUUACAAACAAUUUCUAGACUAAUUUCAGAGGACUGUUGAAACUUCAAACCCGCAGUUUGACGAUACACUGGAUUACAUCACACAUAACACUGGCCUCUCAACACCUCCGUAUUUAUCACGCUGUUUUCUUUGAUGGAAACGUUCUCCGGCAUUGCGUCAUCCCAAAGCACACUGUCUCCCUGUCGGCGUCUCGAUUCGAUGCGACGCACAACUGUUGCUCUGCCUGGUUUAUUUAUUUACCUAUUUAUUAACUCGGACACGUUAUUAUUAGGUAUUUAUAUUCUGUACUCGAGGGAUGAAGUUUCAGAAGCAGCUUUGGACUUUCAGCCAUCGUUGACCGAUACCAUGUUCCUGCCUGGUUCUACAGGCUCUUUGUAUAUAGUAUUGUUUCCUCAUUUUAAGAGGAGGUUUUUGUAUCACGCCCCACUGAGGAUUCGGAUACAACAGCGACUGUCAGCGACGUGAACGGGUUUCGAUCCAGCAACCGUUCAUGUCUGCAUUCACUAAACGUCCUACAGUGGAUUUGUUUUUGUUUUUUAAACCAACGUGCCUUUUACUUUCGUUAUCUGUGUUUGUGACCGUGGUCUAAAAUGAAACAACAUUCAAGAAUGUAAGCUGCCUAAAAGGUGCUGAACUGUUCAUGUGUCAAAACAGAAUGAAUGUUGUUCCUCACUGAGAAACAGUGCGUUUACUUAGAAAGCCAAAGAGAUCUAAAUAGCACAAGUAUGCAGGUUUUUUUUAUUUUUUUUGUUGUUUUUUUUUUGUUUUAAAUCUGACUAAUUGUAUUCUUGUUUAAAAUACAGGACCAAUUGUCAAUUCAAAAUGUUACAAUGGGAUAUUUUGUAGUGUAAAACCAAAUAAGAAUGUAUUUGUAUUUGUUCUUAUACUAUUUAAAUUGAAUCUGGAUUUGUUUUGUUUGUAUGUUUUUUUUUGUUUUUUUUUUUGUGGAAAAAUAUCCAAAGGCAUGUUUUAUUAAAUAUAACAAUCGAAAUCCUUGCUGGUUUGCUCGGGUUUGCACGACAAAUGUUCUGUAAAUACUUGUGUAUUGAAUUUUGUCAUUUUUGUGGCAGCAGUCACAUCGGCAUAUUUAAUUUAAAUUAAACAAAAACACACUCAUAA
Molecule: messenger RNA, 3287 nt
Organism: Tachysurus vachellii
Lineage: Eukaryota; Metazoa; Chordata; Actinopteri; Siluriformes; Bagridae
Gene: pim2
Product: Pim-2 proto-oncogene, serine/threonine kinase
Exons: 7
Coding region: 1244-2167 (307 amino acids)
Biological process (GO): regulation of mitotic cell cycle; negative regulation of apoptotic process; protein autophosphorylation
Cellular component (GO): cytoplasm
Molecular function (GO): protein serine/threonine kinase activity; ATP binding
Source: RefSeq, a predicted model, not a curated record